This is a messenger RNA of Thelazia callipaeda (thelaziosis nematode), 2916 nucleotides long. The record is from the annotation of a GenBank genome assembly. NCBI's taxonomy places the organism in Eukaryota, Metazoa, Nematoda, Chromadorea, Rhabditida, Thelaziidae.
AUGAAGAUCAUUUGGGAAAGUAACGAUUGGCCUGGUUGCGUUGUUGAUUCUGGGAUAACUUGUUUGAAUUGGAUACCUAAUGGCAGUGAUGAAGAUACUGGCCUCCUGGCUACUGGCUCAGAAUCAGGAGCAGUUGGAGUUACGGCCACGGAAAUUUGUAUGUUACGAGAUGAUAAUAAAAGAAUAAAUUUCAAUUUACGUGGUCAUCACAGUACAGUAAAUAUAGUGGCAUGGAAUAAAGAGCACAUGAAAUUAGCUAGCUGCGAUAAUUCUGGAAUCAUUUAUGUUUGGGUUCUUAACGAUGAACGUUGGAGCGUGGAGUUAGUCAAUGAUAGGGGCAUAAAAGUCCGUGGUGUAAAUUGGAGUCCUAAUGGAUCAUCAGCAUUGAUUUGUUAUGAAGAUAAUUUUGUUUUAAUUGGUUCAGCUACGGGUCAACGAAUCUGGUCGAGCUCAUUUGCUACUACUGUUAAUUGCGGUAUUUGGACCCCUGAUUCACAUGAAAUCAUUUUAGGAUUUAAUAAUGGCACUAUCCAGGUGUUGAAUGAGCAAGGUGCUACAAUCACAGAAAGAGAAAUGUUUGCAAAUGGAAGUGUUCGGUUUUUGGCUGCUUCAUCUUUACGUAGUAAUGGUAGAUGGACCUUAGCUGUCUGUUCUUUAACGGGUCUUAUUAAUUUCUUGAAUUCAUAUGAUGAGAUUAAUUAUGUUAAAUGGCAGUGUAAUGAACCUCUUGUAAGCAUUCAGUGGAAUGCUAAUGGAACUCUGCUAGCUGCUGUUUGUAAGGGAAAUCAUUUUUUCUUCAUAACAUAUCAAGGAAAUAUUGUUUGUGACAGUCAUAUUUUGCAACCUUCUAUCACUGGUCUAAAUGCGUUCACAUGGGCUCAUGAUGACCGCUUCAUUAUUGCCACAUCAAGUAUUUCCAUGCAUAUUUCUAAUUUAGGUAAUUAUCUGGCUGUUGGACGAGUUUUGCAUGAUGUUCCUACGCUGUUCAAUUUAGUUACCUACAAAGUUUGGCAGCUCAUGGGUUCAUCUGCACAGCAUGUUGAUAAGCUUCCAUUACCAUCACAUGAACGGAGCGCAAUUCGUAGUUUGGAUCAUCAUUUAAUAAAAUGUCGUAUGCCAGCAAAAUCUGACCUGUUGACUAGGGUGUGUGAACCAUCAGACUGGCGAUGGUACUGUACAAUAAGACCAAUACCGAGUAAAAUUCAUACUUAUAUGUUAUGCAUGGAGCAUAUGGCAGGACUGAUUCCUGUUUUAAUUGGGAAGCAAACGAAUAGAAUCAUUCCACAGUUCCAAAUUUCCCUCUAUAAUUCUAGGUCGACAGUGGUAGCACCAGAUAAUGGAGGCUCCGCACAAGUUGAAGAUGUAGGAGCAUUUGUUCGACCGUCUACGCAGCGUAAUUCUGUUUGGAGGAGAAGUAAGCGGCAGUUAAGAGUUCUUAUGAAUCGUCAUGUUGCUCGUGCUACAAACAGAAGUACAGAUAAGUUAGUGCAGAUCAAUUCGAAUGUAUGGUGCACUCGAUUUAAAAUGAUAUCAAUCGCUACAAAUAUUCUUCCUCCUUUUCUUGCUCAAGUUGUUUACAAGACAUCAGUUCUUCAUUUGCAACCUCGUCAAAUGACUAUACAGUUAGCUGAUCUGACUAAGAAAUCUACUGGUUUUCGGACUACGGCUCACCGUUCAUCACCAGCUCGUUCCAGAGCUGGUACGCAAUUAAGUAACGACUACGGUUUUUCAGCUGGAAACAGUAUUUGCAAUGUUGUCAUCGUUCCAAGUGAUAGGGAGAAUCUAAUUAGGAGACGUAAUAUAUUAGUUGAUGAAGAACUUCUGAUCGAUGAAUCAACUGAAGAACCAUUAUCAGUAGAAGAGAAGAUACUAUUUCAAAGCAUCCUGUCAGAAUUCAAUGAUCUAAGGGCCGCAGUAGAGAAACAUAUAGCUAGGAUGAAAUGUUUUGCUCAUGAUCUUGAAAGGUCUUCGCAAAAGUUAGAUUCGUUCGGUACCAGUAUUAUUCCUACAACCAAUAUAUUGAAAUGUACUCCUAAAGUGUCAACAAAAGCACUUUCAAAGGAGGAAUGUGUGAUUGGUGCUAGUGGCCGAACACAAAUGAAUGAGCUCAGUCAUCUUGGGCCUUCUACAUCUAGUACUAAUUGGUCACAGCAGUAUGAUGAUAUUGAAUAUAUUGACGAAGAUGAUGCCGUUAUCAUACGCAACGCCACUGAACGUAGUCCGUUGAUUGAAUAUUUCAGAACCAACGAAACCUAUCGUAAAACACCAGGCGUAAGGCAGUUAAAUGAUAUAACAUCAGUUCUGGAUAAAUUAGCAAAGUUAGCAAGUGAUCUGACUACACGCUGUGCUGUAGGACAAUUGAGUAAUGAAAGAAGUUUAACUGUAAUGGAUUUACACGCUAUACCUCGUCGCUGUGCACAUAUUCCGAUGAUGGAGAGUUAUGCAACGGUAUCUUCAUUGAGAUCGCAGUUGAAAGAUAUUUCCAAAAAAGUUUCUCAAAUCGAGAAGAAGAUUACAUAUGGGGAUGAAUUACUUGAUGAAGUAUGCGGUGAUCUACAGCAGAGGAUACAGCACAUUAAAACAGUACUUGGUGAACGGCCUUCAUUAAGUGAUGAAACGAUUUCAUUCCUUACUAUGAACAAUAAAGCUCCAUUCUGGAAUGAAGCUAGUCAAGUUUAUCAGUUAUUCGCGGCUUUAUCUUUUGGCCGCGUUGAUCAGAUUGAUUCAGAACUCGAUUUUGGAGGUCGUGUAACUCAAGAAUCAGCAAAGAAUUUCCAGAUCGAAUAUGGUGAGAGACAGGUGAUGCAAUUUGGACGUAUUGAGAACGGUGCGUAUACACUUGAUUUUCGUGCGCCAUUCAGUGCUGUACAAGCAUUCGCUGUUGCUCUUGCAUCUAUUACUCAACGCCUCAAGUGA